AUGACUUCUAACACUCCCCAGCUCUCAUCCUCGUCCCUACCACCUCUCAUGAUGUCUGCAAUUCCUCCUCCUGGGCUGGUGUCAGUCAAUACGCUAGAUAGUGUACCUGUUGCAGUUCCUGCAAGCGUAGGAAAAUCAAACUGCAGCACCAGUGUAAAUGCUCUUUCCGGGGAUAUCUGUGAAAACCACCCCUCCAGCCCUAUCCCCGCGAGUGAGGACCAAUCUCAUCUCCCCGCAGAAGUCUCCGCGUCGACUAUCUCAGCCCCGGCCCAGUCGGCAAUCCAAUUCGUGAACCUUCCAGUUGAGAUCCAUGAGAUUAUUCUGGAUCAUAUCUUUGGCAAAAGAGCCUCGGCUGGUAGCCAUACAGCACAUGGUGAAUCUUCUGCUCAAAACUGGAGCAAGGCUCUCCAUCAUCCGCGGCGAAAGGCCCUUUCCGACCUGGCAUUGACUUGCCGGGUAUGGACUGGACUUGUUCAAAGCCGAAUUUACCGCCAUAUCAGAAUCAAGGGCAACAGAGAUGAAUUGGCCCACUGUGUGCGGUGGUUCAAGAGAAACCCGCAUUUGAUCCCUCACGUCUGUCACAUUGAAAUUUGGAUGCCUAUCUGGGGAGAUCGGGUUCUUCGGCCAAUCAUUUCUCGCUUGGAUGCGGAACAACAUGUCGCUCGGACAGCUGCAGGUCAUGCUGUACCCACGCAGUGGGAUCAUGAUCACCACCGGGGAAAUGAGAUGUUUUAUUAUCACUGUGCAACCAACAACGCUUCCUUGGAGGAAAUCUUCGGGGUUAUUCGGCGCUUUUUCCCCGCUGCCCGAGUUCUCACUCUGGAGGGUGGCCACUGUAAGAACCCGCCUAUGGUCCAACAUUUCCGCCACAGUCGUGGCAUGUACAAUCUGCAGGCUCUUAUCCAACAGCGCCUACCUGUUCUUGAGCACAUCCAAACAUUCAUCAUGCGAGGUGCCUGGAACCUGAUGCGACAACUUGACGACUAG
Messenger RNA from Penicillium crustosum, 987 nucleotides. RefSeq lists its product as uncharacterized. The transcript has 2 exons. NCBI's taxonomy places the organism in Eukaryota, Fungi, Ascomycota, Eurotiomycetes, Eurotiales, Aspergillaceae. The coding region runs from base 1 to 987 and encodes 328 amino acids. The record is from RefSeq and is a predicted model, not a curated record.